Messenger RNA from Monopterus albus (swamp eel), 3510 nucleotides. RefSeq names its product SLAIN motif family, member 2 (gene slain2). Lineage: Eukaryota; Metazoa; Chordata; Actinopteri; Synbranchiformes; Synbranchidae. Gene Ontology annotation, cellular component: microtubule plus-end. Gene Ontology annotation, biological process: positive regulation of microtubule polymerization; microtubule nucleation; cytoplasmic microtubule organization. The transcript is spliced from 10 exons. The record is from RefSeq and is a predicted model, not a curated record. Bases 301 to 2154 code for a protein of 617 amino acids.
CAAAUAGGUGUGGGUUACGUCCGCGUUCCCGAUACUGAACGCAGUGACGUAUGUUGUCCGCCUGUUGGUCUUUCACAGUUGGUGACGAGUAUUCUGAAAAUGGCCUCGAUCCUGCCCGUGAGCACGAAGAACUGGGGAAGAUGACGGUGUUGAGCUUUUCAAGUCAGUGGAACAACAAAGUGUCGUCUUUGAACACGUAGACAAUAGUAAAGUAGACAAAACCAAAGAGACUGUCGGCAAAGCAACGACUAAAAACCUCUAAGACCACAGCAUAUUUUCGUAGGGCUGUGAGGACCCGCUAUGGAGGAUAUAAACUCAAAUAUCAACGCGGACCUGGAGGUGCGGAAGCUUCAGGACUUGGUGAAGAAACUCGAGCAGCAGAAUGAACAGCUUCGGAGCAGGUCUACGAUGUUGUCCACGUCCGGAGCGAUGUCGGGGCACCACAGACCCCUCAGCGCUGGAUACGACUCGCCUUCCUUGUCAGCGGGGAUGGCAACCAGUCUGGCCGGCUUCCCUGGGGUGGGGUUCGUGGGAACAGGCGGCUACGGUGGGCUGGUGGAGAAUAACCGCUGUUUGAGCCCCAGACUGUCGUACGACGGCAUCAGUUUCAAAAGAGCGUAUGAAUGUGAGGGGGCAUCGGCUGCCACCUCACUCUCCAGUAGGAACUCACUUUAUUCAGACAGCUGCGGGGACUUUACAGAUGAAGGGGAAACGUCAAUCCUAGAUGAAGUGGAAAUCUUAGAUCUUGAAGACAUGGAUUGUCUAAACGAGGACAGCUGGUUAUAUGAGACGAAACUGAACAGUCCACUGCAAAAAGCCUUGAGUCCCAUUGUGUGGUGUCGCAAAGCUCUGGACAACCCCAGUCCCGAGAUGGAAUCAGCCAAGCGCUCCCUAAUCCACAGACUGGACCUCACCAUGUCAGCCAACAAGCGCAGGAGCCUGUAUGGAAGCCCCAACAACCAGCAGGGUUAUGGAAGUCCAUAUAGCACAAACACAGCCAACAGUCCUUACAACAGUGGCUUCAACUCCCCCUCCUCGACCCCCAGCAGAGUGCCCAUUGUCAGACAGCAGCUAAUGCCUGGGAAUGCAGUACACCAGCGAAACACAGCAGCAGAGAGGACCCCUCUACCAGUUAGUCCACAGUCAUCAGUGGACAGUGAGCUGAGUACCUCAGAAAUGGACGAGGACUCCGUGGGUUCCUCAACUACCUACAAACUCAAUGACGUCACUGAUGUGCAGAUAAUGGCACGGAUGCAGGAAGAGAGUUUGAGACAGGACUACGCUGCAACAGCCUCCAGACGGAGCUCAGGCUCCUCCUGCAACUCAUUGCGGCGCAGCACCUUCAGUGACCAGGAGUUAGAUGCACAUAGUCUAGAGGACGAGGAGGAGGCAAUGCACCCGGCCUUCCACCUGCCCUCCAACCGCUUCAGCCCCUCCCCUCGACACUCUCCUCGUGCCUCCCCCAGAAAUUCACCCCGCUCACGCUCCCCUGCUCGUUCUAUUGACUAUAGCCACGGCCGUGGCUCCCCACAGCCCCUCACCAACCCCCCCCGCCACUCGCUGCAAGGCCACGGUCAUGACCUUCAGACCAAUGCUGUGAAGAAUGAAGACAAGCUGCGUCGUAGUCUUCCCAACCUCACACGCUCCACAGUGGUGUCGGCCCAGGCUCCAGAGCCCGUCAAGAACAGCCGUAGCUGUGAGUCCAACCUGCAAGUGCCAAACGGCGGCUCUCCACGACACCAGAGCCAGUCUGCCACAGCAACUCCAUUCCCGAGAUACUCAACCCCCUCUCGCUCCUCCCUGAAACCCAAACAGCAGCUCCAAAGCCCAACUUCCCUGCGAGUCCCACUCUCCUGUUGCUUUGGAGAAGAAGGUGAUUUCAUCCCCUCUCCCAGUAAGCUGCGGACUCCUGCUACCCCAUCCCCGCUGGCCUUGAGGCAGCCAGUAAAGGCCACAGCCAACCCCGGCUCUGUCACCUCCACCCCCACCCGCUCUCUGGCUCCUCCACGCAGCAGCCUGCCCCGCCCCAGUGCUUCUGCAGGGGGAGGAAUCCCCCUGCCCCGCAGCAGACUGGCCCAGCCUGUGCGCAGAUCUCUACCUGCUCCUCGGACCGACACUGGCACAGGUGACAACUGGAGAGAAGGUUGUUACUGAGGUGAGCCAGCAGGGGGCUCUCCAGGCCAGCUGUCAACACAAGGAGACAGACAUUACAACAGGGCACUUUAUCUACCUAGGUAACUUUUACAAUGGAGAGAAAGAGACUAAGUCCCAAAAUAUAUACAAUUCAGACUUUAAAAAAAAGGCCAUUGUGUCAAAGAGGACUUCCCAUCAUGCUCCUCUGUGGGGAGUGGCUCUGGAGGAGUCAGGCAUAUAGUGCAGAGAGCCCAGAAAAUGCCAAAGAAAGCAGCCCAACUCCAGAGGACGCAAUGCCUGCCUCAGUUUGUCUGUGAUCAUCUGUCAGAGUCACAUCACUACGUCGCCCGGCUUCCCUCCUGCUUCUUCUUUCUCCUCCCUCAGGUUGAAAUGUUGCCACACAUUUCUCUCUUUACACUCUGUGUUUAACACAUGUCGAUGAGUGAUCUCUACAAUGAUGCUGUGCAGGUGAACUAUCCUGUAAUGUUGAUGUCUUGAAAAAGUGAAAGCACCUCUGUGUGGGUUAUGGGAUUUAAGCAUCUUUCCUCUUGUAAAAAUCAGCGAGAAUGUAUGCACAAGUUCAAUUUGGAAAAUAUUUAUUCAAAUUAUUUAAGAAGUGUAAGUUCAUAUAUCCAUAUCAGUAUUUUGUUUUAGGAUUUCAGUUGUUUAAAAGUACAAUUUGAACCUCAACUACAAGCUAUGUCUCCAAAGCCUUUUCCUUCUUUUUUUGGUUUUCAAAGUGUCAGAUCAGGAUUAAAGAGAUACCUGGGUGAUCAGUGACACCUUGGCCAAAGCCUCAGGUCUAACUUGCACCAGUUUACCAAGGUUACACUUUUCCAUUGAAGCGCUGAGAUUGGUGUGUUUACUUCAGCUCAAAGCUCUCCACCUACUGAAAAAGAAACCUGAGCUGGACAGCGUUUAGUCCCCGUUUGGCCAAUGAAAUGAAGAAAACUUUGAUGUGCUUCAUUAGAUUCCCACAAAACAAUGUGUCAGUGUGUAUCAUUCGUGCCAUGAAAAAAAAUGGGAAAAAAUAUCUUGAACAAGACAGCAAGUUGAAUUCAGUUUUGUCUGGCACUGACCUCUUGUGCUAUGAAAAGGAAACGCAUGGUGUGCCAGUGUUAGGGAAGGUGUUUGGUGUGGUGGCUGUUCUUAAACUAGUGCCUAUAAUUUAACCUUUCACUUGAGUUUGAACAUAAUUUUGUUUAUCUUUGUGCCAGUUUCUGCAUUUCCCACUGUCAUUUGCAUCGCUGCCUGUUUGCUUUUUUUAAAUGAAUCAAUACAUUCAUAGCUGCUUUAAAGUAACAACAUGCGCCUUCUUAUUUAUAGCCAAUUACUCAUUCUGUAAAUGAAACUAUUUAUUAAAGAGUUGUGCCUCUG